GUUGCGAUAGCGCCAACGACUGAGAAAGCUGGAUUUGUGGAAGCAAAUAUUUUACGAAGCAUAAAUAAAAACGCAUACAUACAUAUGAACAACUAUAAUAAAAUUAUUAUAUGAUACUAAAAUAAAAAUAGCUAUAAAUAUAAACAAAGUGAUAGUGAGUGUUUGAAUAGUAAUCGAGAGAAAUGGUUAGCCAGCAGCUUAAUAAAAAAUUAGAUGAAUUGCAACAAUGGUUCAAAGAAAAUCCGAAAUUGCCGGAAAAAAUUGAUCGUAUUCUUUUGCGACGCUUUUUCAAAUGCAUGUACUAUGACGUAGAAGCAACUAAAAAGCUUAUUGAGUUAAAUUUUUCAAUACGUAAUAAAAAUCCCCACAUAUUUCUUGACCGAGAUCCUGACGACGAAGAAGUUAAAGCUAUUCGAGAAGUUGUAGAAAUGGUACCUCUGCCGGGUCUCACAUCGGAAGGUUAUAAACUGUUAUUCUUCAGGCUAGCAGACACAGAUCCAAAAAAGUUAAAUAGCGCAACAGAAUGCAAAGCUUUCUUCAUGCUGGGCGACUGCCGUUUCUCUGCUACCGACAUUGAGGAAACACCGACGACGCAACACGAAACAGUUAACGAUAUGAAAACGUCAGACACAAAUGACACGGAAGCUGAAAAUGUAGAUGACAUAUUAGAAGAUAAUUUCAUAUCAAAUGGUGAAGUGCAAAUUUGUGACAUUUCGGGUUACACCUUAUCUCACAUGGCGCGCAUUUCCUUCUCACUAUUGCGUAUGUAUAUGACUUUUCUGCAAGAAGCGUAUCCAGUGCGUUUACGCUCCAUGCACAUAAUCAAUUGUCCGCCGUUUUUGAACAAAAUGAUCGCAAUCGUUAAGCCCUUCAUACAUGAGGAUGUCUAUAAAAUGAUCCAUUUCCAUACAGAUGGCAUGGAAAGCUUAUUUGAGUAUAUUCCACGCGAGAUGUUGCCAAACGAAUAUGGCGGAAAUGCUGGUGAGAUAGCUGAACUGAAGAAAAUAUGGACGGACGAAUUAAAAGUAAAAAGGGAUUUUCUUAUGGAUGAGAAAUAUUGGAAAAUGGAUCAGACUCAAAACUCGCGUCGUUGGUAUUGGUUCUGACAAUUGUUCAAAAACUAUUCGUGAAUUUUAUGCUUUAUGUUUACAGCAGUUUAUGUGAUAUUUGAUAAGAAUAAGGGCGGUUGGGUUUUAAUUAUACAUGUAUGAAGAGUAUGUACAUAUGUAUAAAUGUAGCCAAUAGAUUUAAUUGAGAGAAAAAUAGAAAUAUAUAUAUAAUAUACAUAUAAAUGGCACUUUGGCCAAUCUCUUCCUCCA
This is a messenger RNA of Ceratitis capitata (Mediterranean fruit fly), 1319 nucleotides long. Its product is annotated as alpha-tocopherol transfer protein. Lineage: Eukaryota; Metazoa; Arthropoda; Insecta; Diptera; Tephritidae. Gene Ontology annotation, cellular component: membrane. The coding region runs from base 183 to 1106 and encodes 307 amino acids. The record is from RefSeq and is a predicted model, not a curated record. Gene Ontology annotation, molecular function: phosphatidylinositol bisphosphate binding. The transcript is spliced from 6 exons.